AUGACCCGUCUAAAUAUUAUUGUUUUGCAACAGUUUGUUAUGAUUUUUGGAUCAAUUUUUAUUUGGUGGAAUUUAUCUCCAGCUGUCGAUGGUGUUUUGGGUGAUUUGCCGUUACAACCCGUCUGUAAAUAUUGGCGAACAGUCUGUAUUCAAAAUGUUCUAAAGGCUUCUAUAGUUCUUCUGUUAUUUCUUGCACAUAUGUGUUCGGUGUUUUACUAUCUUUGGAUUGAUAAAGAACCAAAUGUACUUGCAAUGAUUGCUUUAACAUUACUGGUUUCAAAUGAGCUUUCAAAUCGUCUUUUCGCUGUUGUAUUGGCAGUUGUUUUCGUUUUAGCAGGCCUUUGGGUUGCUUUUUUACCACCCGUUGUGCGUCAUGUUACAGUCGAAAUCGAAAACUUGCCAAAGGCGCAAAAAGGCUUUACAGUAGCUCUUUUAUCUGAUCUCCAUAUUGGACCAACUGUUGGGUGCUCGAAAAUUCAGAAGAUGGUGGAUGUUAUAAACCCUUUCAAACCAGAUGUGAUAGCUAUAUCUGGCGACCUUGCAGAUGGUCUUGUCCACAAUCUGAAAAAAGCUGCUUACCCUUUAAUGAAUUUAACUUCAAAAUAUGGCAUAUAUUUUGCUACAGGCAAUCAUGAAUACCUUCAUGGAAAUGUUGAUGAAUGGUUCGUAUUUUUAAAGAAAAUCGAAAUCAUACCUCUCCAUAACAAAAAUAAGAAGAUUUUGGUUGGAAAUUCCAGAAUUUGCAUUGCUGGAGCCGAUGAUUUAUUUGCGGAACAUUCAAGACUUGCUGGGCAUGUAAUGGAUUACAAAAAAGCGUUACGAGGAUGCAAAAAAAAUGACACAACGAUUAUGCUCAUUCAUCAACCUAAUGCUGUUCGCAUAAUACUGAAUGACGUUGAAACCGCAAAAAAUAUUGAUCUUAUUCUGUCAGGUCACACACAUGCCGGACAGAUGUAUGUUUUCGUACCGGUGGUGUAUUUUUGGAAUGCGUAUUUCCGUGGUCUUUAUUAUGAUAAGGCUACACGAACAUAUGUCUAUGUUUCAUCAGGUGUCAAUUAUUUUGGUCCACCAGUUAAGGUUUUUGACGGAAGUGAAAUAAUUCUCAUCAAGUUAGUAUAG
Molecule: messenger RNA, 1119 nt
Organism: Loa loa (African eye worm)
Lineage: Eukaryota; Metazoa; Nematoda; Chromadorea; Rhabditida; Onchocercidae
Exons: 8
Coding region: 1-1119 (372 amino acids)
Molecular function (GO): hydrolase activity
Source: RefSeq, a predicted model, not a curated record